Manduca sexta (tobacco hornworm) is the source of this 1575-nucleotide messenger RNA. RefSeq names its product putative fatty acyl-CoA reductase CG5065. Gene Ontology annotation, biological process: long-chain fatty-acyl-CoA metabolic process. NCBI's taxonomy places the organism in Eukaryota, Metazoa, Arthropoda, Insecta, Lepidoptera, Sphingidae. The record is from RefSeq and is a predicted model, not a curated record. Gene Ontology annotation, molecular function: alcohol-forming very long-chain fatty acyl-CoA reductase (NADP+) activity. The transcript has 13 exons. The coding region runs from base 20 to 1543 and encodes 507 amino acids. Gene Ontology annotation, cellular component: peroxisome.
UCGAACAGUUCGGGUUAAAAUGGGGUUUUUGGAGGACCGGGACUUGACCCAUAUACCGGGGAUACCAGAGUUUUAUAAAGGGAAAUCAAUCUUUAUUACCGGAGGCACUGGAUUCCUUGGCAAAGUACUGAUCGAGAAACUUCUAUAUUCAUGUACUAACUUGAACAAACUGUAUUUGCUAUUAAGAAAAAAGAAAGGAAUGACUACGGAGGAGCGCCUAAAGAAACUAUAUUCUAUAACGUGCUUCGAUAGACUGCGGAAGGAAAGGCCUGGCGUAUUUGAAUCAAAAGUGGUUGCCCUGUCUGGAGACGUGGAAGAGGAUGGUCUUGGUUUAUCUCCAGCUGACAGAAAUACUUUGGUUAAUAACGUGAACAUUGUUUUCCAUUCGGCAGCUAGCGUGAAGUUUGAUGAUCAUUUGGCGUAUGCGGUAAAACUUAAUCUCAUAGGCACGUUGCAAAUGAUAAAUUUGGCUAAGGAAAUGAAACAUAUAUGUGCUUUCAUCCACAUCUCGACGACGUACUCCAACUCCAACAAGAACCCAGUAGAGGAGGUUUUGUACCCGCCCCACGCUGACUGGAGAGAUCUCAUCGAAGUGUGUCAGAAUAUUGACCACCACACCAUUGAAAUCAUGACACCUAAGUAUCUCGGCGACAUACCCAACACUUACACGUUCACAAAACAGCUGGCAGAGCACGUGGUGGAUGAGGCACGAGAAGUGCUGCCCGCCGUCAUUGUUAGGCCAUCAAUAGUUAUUUCGAGUGUUUCGGACCCUUCUCCUGGUUGGAUUGACAAUUUCAACGGGCCUGUGGGUCUGUACGUCGGAUUUGGUAAAGGUAUCCUGAAGAGCGUUUAUUCUAAGAAAGACCUCAUAUCGGACUAUAUUCCGGUGGACAUUUGUGUUAAAAAUCUCAUCACCGUCGCCUGGAUCAGGGGCACAAAAGAGUUUGAACCCACGGACCCCGUUCAGAUAUACAACUGCUGCUCGAUCGACGAAGUGAAAUUGACUUUAGAAGAGGUGGUAUCGAAAGGGAUAGAUAUACUUGAAACCUAUCCCCUCAGUGGCAUGAUAUGGAAUUAUGGCAUGACCAUCACCACUUGUUGGCCACUGCAUUAUACCUUAGUGAUAUUUAAACAUCUAGUGCCGGCUAUUAUGAUAGACUGCUUAUUGCGGUUGCUGGGGAAAAAACCUUUAUUGUUCAAGAUUCAGCGACGUAUUUAUCGCUCGAAUUUGGCCCUGAUGUACUUUUGCACUAGAAAUUGGAUUUUCGAGAACAAAAAUAGUGUCACUCUUAAUUCUUGCAUAAAAGAAAAAGAUAAAGAAAAUUUUGAUUACAAUUUAUCGAAUAUAAAUGUGGAUCAAUAUUACGUAGACUCCAUUCGCGGAGGGAAACGCUUUUUGCUAAAGGAAAAGGAUGAAAAUAUAAUGAAUGACAGACUUCACUCUAAAAGGAUGUGGUGGCUGGACAAGAUUUUGACGUCGCUGUUUUACUGCUAUUUGGCGUGGUCUUUAUUUAACUACGUAUGCAAGUACUAUUAUCAAUGAAAUACCUAUUUAAAUAAAUGUAUUUGGAAUAA